AUGUCGAAUGAUCCAAAUGACUUUGAAGCACUUACGCCAGGCCACUUUCUAAUUGGUGAAGCCCUUACAGCACCAGCAAGCACAAGCACACCAAGGUUAAAAAUAUCAUUAUUAACAAGAUGGAAAUUGGUCUCCCACAUAAAACAUGAAUUCUGGAGACGGUGGAACUCUGAAUAUCUAACGGAGCUACAAUACCGACAUAAAUGGCGAGAACAAUGCAAUAACUUGCAGGAAAACACCUUAGUUAUCAUGAAGGAUGGAAGUUUACCUCCUCUUCAGUGGUCAUUGGGUCGAGUAACCAACAUAUAUAAAGGUAGUGACGGAAUGGUACGUGUGGUCGAUAUUAAAACAGCAUCAGGUACUUUGAGACGUGCCGUAUAUAAUUUGGCUCCACUUUUUUAUGAAACCAACGAUAGUGAAGAUGACAAGAUCCCACCAGUACAACCCAAAGAAGCAACAAAGCAACAAUUGACAGCAUCAAAAAGGCCUAUACAGGUACCAAUUUCAUCAGUUAGCAGUAUGAAUCAUGUCGGACGCAAUUCGAAGGUAUCCAAACGAUCGAGCAACUGCUGA
Teleopsis dalmanni is the source of this 573-nucleotide messenger RNA. RefSeq lists its product as uncharacterized. The record is from RefSeq and is a predicted model, not a curated record. The coding region runs from base 1 to 573 and encodes 190 amino acids. The transcript has a single exon. Lineage: Eukaryota; Metazoa; Arthropoda; Insecta; Diptera; Diopsidae.